Molecule: messenger RNA, 207 nt
Organism: Gongylonema pulchrum
Lineage: Eukaryota; Metazoa; Nematoda; Chromadorea; Rhabditida; Gongylonematidae
Source: the annotation of a GenBank genome assembly
AUGUGUCCGAUUUGUGCUACAGGAACAUUUUCGAGCGUGAGUCAACCAUAUUCAAUGCUUGCGGAACAACAUGGAGCAGGACGCGUUACGUUUACUAUACAGAAAUCGGAUGCGCAUCGUAUGGCCUCAACAGUGAUUCUGAACAGGCAACUGCAACGACAGCAUAGGUUGGUUCGUCGUAUUCUCACUGCUUGCGAAACAACUUAG